Molecule: messenger RNA, 3448 nt
Organism: Pipistrellus kuhlii (Kuhl's pipistrelle)
Lineage: Eukaryota; Metazoa; Chordata; Mammalia; Chiroptera; Vespertilionidae
Gene: CPSF7
Product: cleavage and polyadenylation specific factor 7
Exons: 10
Coding region: 183-1598 (471 amino acids)
Biological process (GO): mRNA alternative polyadenylation
Cellular component (GO): mRNA cleavage and polyadenylation specificity factor complex
Molecular function (GO): mRNA binding
Source: RefSeq, a predicted model, not a curated record
GUUCGCGCGCUUCGGGCCUAGUCCGGACUCGCCGCCUCCGCCGCCAUAUUCCCGGUAACGGGGGCGCGCGGCCGGGGGCCGGCGGGGCCGGAAGAGGGCUCGGGGCCGGCGCCGAGGCGGGGAGGGGUGGCAUCUUUCUUACUUGGUCCGCUUUCCGGGCUCGCGAUCUGCCUUCCGGAGCCAUGUCAGAAGGAGUGGACUUGAUUGAUAUAUACGCCGACGAGGAGUUCAAUCAGGACCCAGAGUUCAACAAUACAGACCAGAUUGAUCUGUAUGAUGACGUGUUGACCGCCACCUCCCAGCCCUCAGAUGACAGAAGCAGCAGCACUGAGCCACCUCCUCCUGUUCGCCAGGAGCCGUCUCCCAAGCCCAAUAACAAGACCCCUGCAAUUCUGUACACCUACAGCGGCCUGCGAAACAGGCGGGCGGCUGUGUACGUGGGCAGCUUCUCCUGGUGGACCACAGACCAGCAGCUAAUCCAGGUUAUUCGCUCCAUCGGAGUCUAUGACGUGGUGGAGCUGAAAUUUGCGGAGAAUCGAGCCAAUGGCCAGUCCAAAGGGUACGCUGAGGUGGUGGUAGCCUCUGAAAACUCUGUCCACAAAUUGUUGGAACUCCUGCCAGGAAAGGUUCUUAACGGAGAGAAAGUAGACGUGAGGCCAGCCACCAGACAGAACCUGUCACAGUUUGAGGCUCAGGCUCGGAAACGUGAGUGCGUCCGAGUCCCAAGAGGGGGAAUACCUCCACGGGCUCACUCUCGAGAUUCGAGUGACUCUGCCGAUGGACGGGCCACGCCCUCUGAGAACCUUGUCCCCUCUUCUGCCCGCGUGGAUAAGCCCCCAAGUGUGCUGCCCUACUUCAACCGCCCUCCGUCAGCCCUCCCCCUGAUGGGUCUGCCCCCACCUCCAAUUCCACCCCCACCACCUCUCUCCUCAAGCUUUGGGGUCCCCCCUCCUCCUCCUGGCAUCCACUACCAGCAUCUCAUGCCCCCUCCUCCUCGAUUACCUCCUCAUCUGGCUGUACCUCCCCCUGGAGCCAUCCCACCUGCCCUUCACCUCAAUCCAGCCUUCUUCCCCCCACCAAACGCCGCAGUGGGGCCUCCACCAGACCCGUACAUGAAGGCCUCAGCCCCCUAUAACCACCACAGCAGCCGGGAUUCGGGCCCUCCGCCCUCUGCAGUGAGUGAGGCAGAGUUUGAAGAGAUCAUGAAGCGGAACAGAGCAAUUUCCAGCAGCGCCAUUUCCAAGGCCGUCGCUGGAGCCAGUGCAGGGGAUUACAGUGACGCAAUUGAGACGCUGCUCACAGCCAUCGCGGUCAUCAAACAGUCCCGGGUCGCCAACGAUGAGCGCUGCCGUGUGCUCAUCUCCUCUCUCAAGGACUGUCUCCACGGCAUUGAAGCCAAGUCCUACAGCGUGGGUGCCAGCGGGAGCUCGUCCAGGAAAAGACAUCGGUCCCGGGAGAGGUCACCUAGCCGGUCCCGGGAGAGCAGCAGGAGGCACCGGGACCUGCUUCACAAUGAAGAUCGGCAUGACGAUUACUUCCAAGAAAGGAACCGAGAGCACGAGAGACACCGGGACAGAGAACGGGACCGGCACCACUGAGAAAGGAGUCGGACGGAAGCAAAUGUUUUUUAAUGGACUUGCAUCUCCUCACCUCGAUCAGGACUAAAGGACGGAGGCCGCUCCACCCCUUCCCUUCCCUCCAUGCCCCCACCCCCCUCCAGACACCCAGGGAUUGCCCUCUGCCCUCCAGGACUGAAGACUGCCGGCCCUCCCAGUCCCACACCCCGCUUGCCGGGAAAGAACCUACAACCUACAGACCGGUUGGGAGGGGAGGCAGACAGGAAGAAGCAGGUCCAGCCCCGGUCUCCAUAGAGAAUGGUGCUUUGUUCAAGGAAACGUGAGUUUCUGAUUCUCCUGGAGCGGUUCAGUAGUGAGGUUGAUGGGAAGACUUCCUUCUCAAAGCAAAGGAAUCCUUCGAGUGGGAUCUGGGAGAGCGACUGGGGUGCCAGGAUAUGCCCAGGCUCAUGCCCUCUAGGUUUGAUGGGGCCACGAGGGUCCAGACCCCUUGCUAACACCUCUUCGUUCAACUCCUUUCCUUCCAGCCCUUUGAGGCGGGACCAUGAGAACAGAAUGUGUGGAAAGCUGCUCUUGCUCUUGCUUUUCCUUCUUACGUAGUGACGGUUUGUUUCCCUGGCCUCCCGCUCCUGCUGCCCGGCCGCCUCCGCGGACGCCUCCCUGCAGAGCAGGCCGCGGGGUGCGUGUGCUGGGAGCCCGGAGCCAGCUCCCUCCCUGCUUCAGGUGCGGUUGCCUCGCAAUAACCAGCUCUGCCAGGUGUUCUGUUUCUCGGGGCUCCACCUUUCGCAGGGGAGCCCUCCCCCCAGGGCUGCUUCCUUGUUUUAGAGGAGGUAUUGCCGUUGGGAGGUGGGGACAUGGCCUCAGCAGCGAAGAGCCUGGUGCAGUGCCAGGAUGGAGGCGGCACCGCGGGCAGCGCAUGGCAGGCAGGCAUGGCCUGCUCCCGGAGGCCCUCCUUUUUUGCGCGGGUUUGAUGUAAGCAUCGGCUCGCAUCCCCCAGGUACCAGUUCCACUCCUCGUGGGGUAACCUGACACUAGCAGCCAGGGAAAGUCACAGGUGGGGUGUCUCCACCUUUGACCUUUGACCAUUGACUUCCUGUCUCCCUGGGCUCUGCCUGGAGGUACUUCCUGCCUCUGAGGAGGAGCAGGGACAAGCGGAGCCUGACCUGAGUGAGCUCCGUGUUCUAAGGACCACCGCUCGGGGCCAUUUCCCACACGGGCAUGGAAUUGCUUUCCCGUAACAUCUGAUUGUGAAGUUCUUGUUGCUGAGGGAGGAAGCAGCAGGGUCUGCAGUGCCCAGGGGCGACGGGCGAUGGGCACUAUGCGCACCUAGAGGGCACGUGGCAGCUAACGAGAGAGACGUGACGUGAGACGUGGCGUGUGAGGUUAGGGUCAUUGGAGACCCUUGUGGCUCAGGGAGAGACUGAGUUGGACUGAACCCUCUCUUCCCUGCACGUUUCUGACCCGGCCCCCCAGGGCGGCCCCGAGGGCUGGAGAGGCACAUGCCCUUGGGACAGGCGACAGGUUUGUAGCCCUUUUCCCCUGUCCCAGGUCCCAGCUCCACCUCCAGCUCAGGAUGUUGCCCCCUGCCCGCCGGCAAGAGCUGGUACUGGGCGUACCCUCGGGAGCGGUCCUGGUGUCAGAGAACAGUGAGUGGCAGGGAGGAAAGGAACGGAGCGCAGGACAGCCUCUACCCGGGAGCUCUCCCCGUUUUUGUUUUGUUUCUAUUCGGUGACACCAUUUUUAGUUUUGUUUCCUGAUAGCGAAAGGAAAACACCCAGUCCUCAAAGGCCAAGGCCCCGUCCCCCUGUUGUCGGUGAUUUGUCUGUCUUUCUGAUAGGUUGAAAAUUGUGUAAUAAACUUGAUGACGCUGUCAA